Mizuhopecten yessoensis (Yesso scallop) is the source of this 1464-nucleotide messenger RNA. Its product is annotated as neuronal acetylcholine receptor subunit alpha-10-like. Lineage: Eukaryota; Metazoa; Mollusca; Bivalvia; Pectinida; Pectinidae. Bases 1 to 1464 code for a protein of 487 amino acids. Gene Ontology annotation, molecular function: extracellular ligand-gated monoatomic ion channel activity; neurotransmitter receptor activity; transmembrane signaling receptor activity. The transcript has a single exon. Gene Ontology annotation, biological process: regulation of membrane potential; chemical synaptic transmission; signal transduction. The record is from RefSeq and is a predicted model, not a curated record. Gene Ontology annotation, cellular component: synapse; neuron projection; membrane.
AUGGAAAGCUUGAAGUUUGUUUGGGUCCUGUUGCUGAUGGGGAUGGCAGUCUCCGGUGUGUCCGGGGGGUCGUUCCUGAUCGAGUCCAACUGUUCACUGUGUCAGACCAUUCCUGUUCCGACAGCGAGUGACUUUGCCCUUAUGUUGGCCGAUCUGUUUGACUCAACCGUUUACGAUAGCCGAGUAUUCCCCCGCUUGAUGCAGAACGAGACAAUAUACGUUGACGUCACUUUCCAACUGUACAAAAUUACAGACCUGGAUGAGGUGUCCGGGGUGAUGAACUUAAUGGCCAAAGUAACCGUCAUCUGGAGGGACGAGUACCUAACUCAGAAGUAUAUCCCCGGUCAUCAUAAACCGUACGAGAUGGACUCCCUACAGCCCGACGUCUGGGUCCCGCCCGUCACCAUCUUUAACUCUGUAAAGGGUCUGAAACCAAUAUAUGACAAGAACUACCACGUUAAGACCAUUCUGGCCGCAGCCAAAAACUACUGGCGAGCUGGAGUGACCACCGCCACUGGAUGUUCGGUGGACGCUUCUUACUAUCCAUUCGACAGUCAGUCUUGUGAGCUUAUACUGACUAUGUGGGAUUACACAGCAGAGGAGGUCAUGUUCGACAAUUCAGCCACCGAACUGGACACUGAGUACUACGAUGAAAACGAGGAGUGGGAUCUUGAGGGGUCAACAGUGACAACUUAUAACUCGUCUAACAAACCGUUUAGAAGGUAUGUGCUUAAUUUGAAAAGAAGGCCUGUGUUCUUCAUUGUGAACAUGAUCAGUCCCCUCGUGCUGGUAGGACUCCUCAACAGCCUCGUUUUCGUCUUACCUGCAGAUGCUGGCGAAAGAAUAGGAUUUGCUGUUAAUGUGUUUCUAACCUUUGCCGUAUUUUUAACAAUUCUGGCCGAAAAUUUGCCAAAGACUUCCCAACCGUUGGCCACGUUAAGUUACUAUCUUUCCUCUAUGUUGGCCAUGAGUAGUAUGUCGACGCUAGUCACCAUUUUUACUCUCCGGAUACACGACAAGGAUGAGGAAUCCACAGUUCCUUUCUACGUCGCAGCCCUAGUGGCCACAAUGACUUUCCGUAUAUGUAAAGAAAAGUACAAAAACCCGGAAAAACCUGAACCUAAAGCGCCCCCACCAAAACCAAAGCCGGUUGCUACAGGGCCUGAAGACAAAAGUCGUCCACCCUCAAGCAUGGCACCUAGUGCUGCGCCAAGUCGGAUGGGAAUGGAGGGCGGCCUGGACCCCCUAGAUGAGGUGAAGAAGCCCCUGUCACAUCCAACGCAAGCGGUUGUCGUGGAUGAUGAGAGCGAUGAUGAAGAAGAAGAUCAGCAACCGGAAAUUAGAUAUGGUGUUACAUGGAAAAUCGUUGCACAAACGUUUGACAAAUUCUUUUUCGUUGUAUUUAGCAUUGGGAGUGUGGCGCUUUCAAGUGUGUUUCUCGUCCCGCUCUUCUCCAGGGCAUGA